AUGUCCCUCUCCAUCCCCUUGCCAGGGACCAGCCCCUGUGCAUCACCCUAUGCCUCGACCACCAAGCACGCUCAUUUCACUUCCUCUGUAUCAGUUCCCACACAGAUAACACCCCGAGGGGAAGCUGUGCAACCAGGACCAAAUCAUUCCUGCCACGACGGCUCCAACCCUGCAUGCUUGAAUGUGGUUGAGCACAUCCUCAUUCCAGGCAUCGUGGUGGUUCUUCUUUUGCUUCUAAUUGCAGUGGGAGUUCUGAUUAUGCUGUCCAGGAAGAGGAAGAAGGCCCUCUCCGGAGCAGCUAUGGAGAUGGACAGGACUUGCAACACGUCACGGGCAGGAGCAGAUGCCUUGAACUACUCGGUCAUUAACCACAGCACCGGCAAAGCGGGGAACCAGCUGUACAGCAACGCCAGGGCUCUCCGCAGCCUGGAAAACACCUCCACCGAGUACAUGGAGGUCAGGCGGAGCUAUCAGUGUUUGGAAGAGGAAAAAGAGAGUUUAUAUGCCAGAGUACAGAAGCCCCGGCGGGAGCAGAAGGAGAUCUAUGCCAAUCUGCCAUCAGCCCCACAGCCCAGAGGAGAGCCCUACAGCACAGGGCAGGGGGUGUGA
Messenger RNA from Chaetura pelagica (chimney swift), 609 nucleotides. RefSeq lists its product as uncharacterized. Bases 1 to 609 code for a protein of 202 amino acids. The transcript has 6 exons. The record is from RefSeq and is a predicted model, not a curated record. NCBI's taxonomy places the organism in Eukaryota, Metazoa, Chordata, Aves, Apodiformes, Apodidae.